UUUGUCUCUGGUUCGAUGCUCUGUGGUGAAAGCACAAAAAAUUUAAAAAAAUGCAAUCUUAGCGCUUAAAUUUGUAAAGCUACCUUAUCUUCUUUGAGAUGAAAUAACUUUUUAAUUUUUAUUUCUAUCUAACAAUAUUUCAUUAAUUUACUACAAUAUAUUUGAGUUGUACUUGCCCCACUUUAGUAAAAUAUCUCAAAAUGUAUAAAAAAAACCUAAAUGUUAUGGAUUUAUUUGAUGAGUGUGAAAUGGUAAAAAUUUGUGCUCCUAUGGUUAGAUAUAGCAAAUUACAGUUCAGGAAUUUAGUCAGAGGAUAUAAUUGUGAUCUCUGCUUCUCAUCAAUGAUUCUAGCCGAUUCUUUCCAUAAAAGUAUAAAGGCAAGACGGCAUGAAUUCAAAACAAGUUUAGGUGAUACUCCUGUAAUAAUUCAGUUUGCAGCUAAUAAUGUCAAUGAUUUUGUAACAGCUGCUUGUUUAGCUUGUCCUUAUGUGAGUGGUGUUGAUUUGAACUGUGGUUGUCCACAAAGAUGGGCAAAUGAUCAAGGUGUAGGUUGUGUAAUGCUAGAAAAUCCACAAAAAAUUUUUGAAAUCACACGAAAUUGUAGAAACAGAAUCUGCAAGCCAUUUUCUGUUAGUGUGAAGACAAGAAUAUUGCAUGAUUUGAAGAAGUCUGUAGAAAUAUGUAGACAAAUAGAAAAAGCUGGAGCUAGCUUUUUAACAAUUCAUGCCAGAUACUCAGGCCAAACAGGUGGAGUUAUAAAUGAAGAAGCUUUAAAAAUUAUCAAGGAUAACAUCAAUAUUCCGUUGGUAGCAAAUGGUGGUAUGAAAUCUUUAAAUGACUGCCUAGAAUUGAAGGAAAGAGUGAACUGUGAUGGUGUAAUGAUAGCAAACGGUAUUCUUGAAAAUCCAGCAGUUUUUUCAGGAGCUAAAGAAACACCAAUUGAAUGUGUCCAGAAGUGGGUGGACAUUUGUUAUAAUUCAACAUUGUCAGACGAAGCUUAUGCUGCAUUAACCCUAACAAACUCCCAGCCUACCAUAUUGGAAAGACCAGUUUCUUUGACAUUCCAAUGUUUUCAUCAUCAUCUUGUUUUUAUGUUGGAAAAAAUUUUACCAAAGAAUAAACGGAGGCUUUUCAACAGUAUGAAGAAGUUUAAUGAAGUUCUUGAAUUUCUGAAGGAAGAGUUGUGUAUUGUACCAAAACUGUUUAAUUCAGAUGAAUUCAGGAAAUAUAAGCCAUUGUAUUUAGAAUAUGAACAUGGAGAAAAUCAUUUGUAUUUAUCUGGAGAAAGCUUAGUUGAAGAUGAGAUUGAUGAAAGCAUUGUUGAAAGAGAUGGAAAAUUUUUUGAAUCCAAAGUAGAAGAAAGCAGCUAUGAGUAUGGUAAUUGGACAGAUAUGUUUGAUGAAAAUUGAUGGUAAAUGGGAAUGAAGAAAAUUUCUUACAUGCAUCUGAUAAAAUAUAUUGUUAUACCAAUAUAAUUAUAUCUAAUGCA
Coccinella septempunctata (seven-spotted ladybird) is the source of this 1489-nucleotide messenger RNA. It is a transcript of the gene Dus4, whose product is annotated as tRNA-dihydrouridine(20a/20b) synthase [NAD(P)+]-like. Bases 201 to 1409 code for a protein of 402 amino acids. The record is from RefSeq and is a predicted model, not a curated record. NCBI's taxonomy places the organism in Eukaryota, Metazoa, Arthropoda, Insecta, Coleoptera, Coccinellidae. Gene Ontology annotation, biological process: tRNA processing. The transcript has 6 exons. Gene Ontology annotation, molecular function: tRNA dihydrouridine synthase activity; flavin adenine dinucleotide binding.